GCUCAAGAUUCUCCAACUUAAAAACUUCCAUAUGCAAAAGUAAAAUCCCAUAUAUUGAGAACGACGUAUAACAAUUCGCGAUCGAGAAUUCUUCUCCCUUUGUGCUCUCGUGCAUCUCAAAGCACACCAUUUUAAUGUCGAGAAAUGCAUCAUCAUAAUUUUACCAUCCACUCGCAUAUUUCGCGCGCAUCGCUUCACCCCGCAUAUCCCAUCUUCAGCCAUUCAACCAUGAUCUCGAGUUUCUAAUCACGAUGUUCUUGACUAUUCGCCGUCUUUCCCGGUUCUCCAUUCGGGGUAUCCCAAAGUUGGCAAUUGUCCCGUCACGGUAUCCCACGACACCCCGCAUCGACAACUCAUUUACAUGCAGGAGAAGGUACCACGUUGAAGGUCUGGUGCUCGCUCCCGUAGUGUUCAGCGGCUUAUUCGUCGCAUUGUGGACUUGGAAGUGUUUGAUGUUGGUCAUUUUUCAGAAUAAGAUCAUAUACAUGCCGGGCCUACCACCCAAUGCGCGUUGGGAGAAGAUCGAAGAUCACGCCAGUCGGUGUGCCGGCAUUAAGUGGCGGGAAGAAAGAAUCCGCGCAGCUGACGGGACAGAUCUUGCUCUCUGUAUUACGGACAUGGAACUUGGUUCUGGUGCAACGUCUUCGGGGCCAAAUGUUGCAUUCUACAUACUCUAUUUACAGGGGAACGCCUCGUCCAUCCCCCCUCGCUUACCCGACCUUUCCUCGAUCCUCUGCAUGCUAAAGAGACGUUCGUCACAAUGGGAUGAUCGAAAUGUUCGAUGCACAACUGCAUGUCUUAGCUAUAGGGGCUAUUGGACUUCGCGAGGCCGUCCUACCGAAAAGGGUCUCAAUAUGGAUACUGCCGCUGCCCUUAGCUGGAUUUCUCAGCUGCAUCAUAAUUCUUACAGUGGAGAGAACCAAGAGUCGAGACCCUCGGCAAAGGUCAUCCUCUGGGGCCAAAGUAUUGGAGCGGGUGUCGCUACGAACCUCGCAGCCGAGGCCAUAAUACCGGCAAACGUACAUUUGGAUUCCUUGAUUCUCGAAACCCCAUUCACUUCAAUUCGGGCCAUGCUAGAAGUUCUCUACCCGCAGAAGUGGUUGCCAUAUCGGUACCUCUGGCCGUUUCUGCGGAACCACCUCGACAGCUGGAAGAACCUGGGGAUUAUAUCACGGAAGUAUGAAACCGGAAAUUCUCCCCCUGAGGUAUUCAUUCUAGAAGCAGCGAAGGAUGAACUAGUUCCUAAAGAACUCAGUCAGCAGCUCUAUGACCGGUGUUUGGACCUACAACUACCUGUGACGAGGAAAGCUGUAGAUGGGGCUUUCCAUAACGACACGAUGUUUCGAGCCGACGGUCGAAGGGCCGUCUCCGAAUUCUUGUCGCACAGAAUGUGUUCCGCGCGUGUUUAAACAUAAUUGGCCCAUUUUGAGAAUCCUACUUGCGGUCGGGCAGCUAGGCCAUGACCUUAAGUAGGGCCGACGUAGUGGUCGUUGAUUAUCUACACAUGCCUAUCCAUAGCCCAAAUGCGCUGAUCGUUAACUUUAUGUUGAGAAUGAAUACCGGAGAAGAACAUACUCCGGUGUAUACAAGUUAAUUCGUACGCGGGAUACGCCUCAUUGACCCCCUAUGAUACUCUUUUUCGUGGUAACGUGCCCCUUACUCCAAGAUUUGAUGUAUUAUAUUGUAUACAUCGACCAUCAACCGACAGGAACCCCAAAACCAAUAUUCUAACCCUUUCCAAUUCCCCCAAUCCAAUGAAUGUAUUUAUUAACAAACCAAAUGUGGCAUGAAGACUCCAGGCGAGCUCCCAGAUUUCUUAAUGGCACGUUAAGAGCAGAUGGUUUCAAGUCCUGAGAAUGGAACAUGUAAGUCAAGUAAGGAGAC
Messenger RNA from Daldinia vernicosa, 1884 nucleotides. RefSeq names its product alpha/beta-hydrolase. Gene Ontology annotation, cellular component: membrane. The transcript has 2 exons. The record is from RefSeq and is a predicted model, not a curated record. Lineage: Eukaryota; Fungi; Ascomycota; Sordariomycetes; Xylariales; Hypoxylaceae. Gene Ontology annotation, molecular function: palmitoyl-(protein) hydrolase activity. Bases 252 to 1409 code for a protein of 385 amino acids.